Molecule: messenger RNA, 789 nt
Organism: Rotaria sordida
Lineage: Eukaryota; Metazoa; Rotifera; Eurotatoria; Philodinida; Philodinidae
Source: the annotation of a GenBank genome assembly
AUGAGUGAAUCUUUUUUUACAAAAGAAUAUGCGUCUGGUCUUAUUUUAUUCAAUAUUAUCGAUAAAUCAUCUCAUAUUGGAUGUAUUACAAUAAAUAAUCCAUCAAAACGUAAUGCAAUAUCACGUCAAAUGUGGUUAGAUUUAUCAAAUUUAUUAGAUGAUUGUCUUCUUAAUUAUAAAACUAUACGUGUAUUAAUAUUAACUGGUCAAGGUCAAAUAUCAUUUUGUUCAGGUGCUGAUUUAUCCGAAAAAGAAGAUGAAGAUAUUGAUCAUACAAUACCAAAUAUACGUAUUAAACUUCUUCAAUUUCCAUUACCUAUUAUUGCAAAAAUAAAUGGUUAUUGUUUAGGUGGUGGUCUUGCAUUAGCUAUGCAUGUUGAUAUUCGUAUUGCAUGUCAAAAUGCUCUUUUUAGUAUACCAGCUGUUAAAUUAGGUUUAGCAUGUCCAAAAGAUAUAAUUGAUCGUUUAAUUAAAUUAGUUGGUGAAUCUCAUGCUAAAAUGAUACUUUAUACAGGUGAUCGAAUAUCUGCUCAACAAGCUUAUUCUAUAGGAUUAAUUCAAUAUGUCACUGAUAAUCAUGAUAGUUUAGAUCAAUAUGUAUUUGAUUUAGCUCGAAAAAUAUCAUGUAAUGCUCCAUUAUCCGUACGUUCAAUUAAAUUAAUGAUUGAAAAUAGAAAUGAUGAUUUAGCUAUAAAAAACGUUAUUGAUGCAUGUCGAAAUUCUAAUGAUAUUAUUGAAGGUCGAAAUGCUUUUCGAGAAAAACGAGAAGCUAAUUUUCAAGGUUGUUAA